Parasteatoda tepidariorum (common house spider) is the source of this 4373-nucleotide messenger RNA. It is a transcript of the gene ZnT86D, whose product is annotated as solute carrier family 30 member 7. Lineage: Eukaryota; Metazoa; Arthropoda; Arachnida; Araneae; Theridiidae. Gene Ontology annotation, biological process: intracellular zinc ion homeostasis; zinc ion import into Golgi lumen. Gene Ontology annotation, molecular function: zinc ion transmembrane transporter activity. Gene Ontology annotation, cellular component: cytoplasmic vesicle; membrane; Golgi apparatus. The record is from RefSeq and is a predicted model, not a curated record.
AAUCGCCGUCGUCUGUUAUUAUUUUUGUGCCAGGUUUCAGGAAUCAGCAUAUGUGUCUAGUAAUUUUGUGCUUUACAGUGUAGUACGAAAAUAUAAUUUAUUAAUUGAAGUUUAAGACAUUUAAAUUAGUACUCAUGUUACCUGUUCACUCUAAAGACAGAGAUUACGGCACAGGAAGACGGCAUCGGAUCAAAGAAAAAGCUCAAUCAUGGUUUCGGGAGAAUCAGCUCACGUUAAUAUUAGCUGACAAAACUUCAAGGAAUUUAUUUUGUUUUUUGAUGCUCAAUCUCUCAUUUGCUUUUGUAGAAUUAUUCUAUGGUGUGUGGACAAACAGUUUAGGACUCAUAUCUGACUCAUUUCAUAUGUUUUUUGAUUGCACAGCUCUAUUAGCUGGCUUAGCUGCAUCUGUGAUUACUAAAUGGCGAGCAAAUGAUCGAUAUCCAUACGGGUACGUCAGAGCUGAAGUGUUAGCUGGCUUUGUAAAUGGCCUCUUCCUUUUAUUUAUAGCAUUCUUCAUUUUCUCUGAAGCUGUCGAAAGAGCGAUAGAGCCUCCUGAAGUAAAGCAUGAAAGGCUUUUUGUUGUUUCAGUGCUUGGUUUUCUUGUUAAUUUAGUAGGAAUAUUUGCUUUUCAACAUGGGCAUAAUCAUUCACAUGGUGGAGGAGAUCAUGGUCACAGCCAUGGUGGACAAUCACAUAAUCACGAGCAUGGUCAUAACCAUUCCCAUGGUUUUGGGAAUGAUAAAAGUGAAGAGCAACCAACAAAUGGUGGAAAUAGUCAGAUUAUGCAUGGUGUGUUCCUUCAUAUCUUAGCUGAUACAUUAGGAAGCGUCGGCGUUAUUGUAUCAGCCAUUUUAAUGAGCCAGUUUGGUUGGAUGAUUGCAGAUCCCAUAUGUUCAAUGUUUAUCGCUACUCUGAUUGGUUUCAGUGUGAUUCCUUUGCUUAAAGAUUCUACUAGUGUUUUAAUGCAAAGGACACCUAAAGCUUUAGAUCAUGUUCUUCCUGGUGUUUACCAAAGAGUAAUGCAACUUGAUGGAGUUUAUAGUGUUCAAGAACCUAGAUUUUGGACAUUAUGUAGCAAUGUUUAUAUUGGUACGAUAAAAUUAGAAGUUGCUCCUACUGCAGAUGCUAGAUACUUAUUAAGCCACACUCACAAUAUUUUUACUCAAGUUGGUGUGCGGCAACUCUAUGUACAGAUCGAUUACGCUUUAGUGUAGCAUAACAAAUUGAAACUAUUAUGGAUUUUACUUAAUUACCUUUUUGUUUACACCUUUGUUUGGUGGGGAAAUUUUGUGAGAGAGGCUAGGAAGUGGAUGGCCUUGAAGAAUUAUUGAACUUUUUAAACUUUUUUUUUUGUCUGGAUGUCAUUGAAAAUCAUUCUGUAUUUGGAUGCAUGGUGUAUAAAUAUUGUGGGUGCUGCAUCUGUUAGACUUCAUCUUAGCUAGUCUAAAAUAUCAUCGAUAAAUUAUAUAUUUUUUACUUCCAAGCACUUUCAUAAACAUUGUUGUUAAUUACUGUUAUUAUUUAAAUUUUGUUUUAACAUUUUAUGUAAUAUUUUGUAAUAAAUAUCAAUAUGACAGGUAUCGUUCUUUUUAAAUUAUUUGUUUAGAAUUUGGCAUUUAUUUCAUGAGGAUUAUUUAGUGCAUUGUUUACUCUAUCAUAGAAGAAAACUGUCUUUCAACAAAAUAAAAUUUUUUUAAAAAAGUAAAAAAUUUUAUUUUAUACCUCCUAAAUUGCUAUGAAAUAAGUAUAUUUAAAAUAUGUUAAAAGCUAUUCUUUUUUUAUUUUAUCAUGAAAAAAUUGGUCUAUCUUAAACAUUAAUAUGAGAGAAAGGGACAUUAGAAAAUAGUGUGUACUAAAUUAAAUUAAAUUUUAUCAUGCCUAAAUGUAAUUAAUUACCAUUUUGAAUGCACUUUUUAUAUUAAUUAUGUUACUUAGAAGUUCUUUAAAUAUAGUCCAACAAACUGGCAAUUAAUUUUCCAAACAACAAUUUAAUGCUCAAAAAUUAAAUUUAAUUGUUUAAAAAAUGCAUAUUAUAAUACAUUUUCUAACCUUAUUUCAUUUUUAACUAAUAAAAAUGGAGGUUUUACAUUUGCAAAUUAUUUCAUCUGUACAAUUGUAAUUUUCAGUUUGAAGUAUAUUUAAGGGAAAAUAGAUUUUAUUAGUUUUUCUUAUAAUAUAUUCAACUUCAUUACUGUAAAUUAAGGUGUAAAUUUAAAAAUUUGCGAUGAAAAUGUUAAGAAAUGAAGGAUUGUAAAUCUGAAGUCUUGACCUUGCUAAAGCUACACAAGUUUCUGAAAGACCUUUUUUUUAAAAUUUUUAUAUUUUAAGAUGUACGAUACGGUAAACUAGUUGAAGAGUGAUAUUUCUAUACUUCUUUGUUUCCCUCAAUGCUUUUUCAAAAUUUUUAAAACUAUUUCUUUUCUAUGCAUCAUUUAGUAUAUCUUUACUUCAACACUGAUUAUGUGAUCUGAACAUGAGAUAAAAUAGCUUGUUCUGUUAAAAAAAAUUCUAAAUUUAAAGUUAGUUUUUUCUGUGUGAGAUUAUCAAAAGUUUUUUAAGUGUUUAUUUUUGUUUUAAUAUAAUUUCUUCUCUGUUAAAAAUAAUGAAUAAAUCAAAUUGUUUUUUUUUAUACAAUUAAAUGCAUGUAUUUUUUUAAAUUAUUUUUUCUCUCCAUUCAAUAAAUAUGAUCUCAGUUCUUUAAAGUAGGGGUCACAAUUAUUUUCCAAAGAAAGGCACAGACGUUUUUUUUUUUGGGCUGCAGCAAAUUUAGUUUUUAUUUUAACUAAUAUUAAUUUAAUUAUUUCUUAUUGUAAUAAGAACAAUAUCAAUUUGGAUUAAAUUAAAAGACAAAAUUUAUGCAUAAUAUUUUCCUGUUAACUAACAUAGGAUGUUUUUGGACCUUACUAAAUUUAGAAUUCGUAGCAGGAUUUUAAAUUUCCAUGAGAAAAAAUUAAGUUUAAUAUUUUCUUACCCGUAUCUUUAAAUUUUACAGUGCAUUAUGUUUGUUUUAAACAUGCUUUGGUUAAAGAAAAUUUUCAGUAAAAAAAAUAUCCUAAUUUUGAAAAAGAAAAGUGUUUUGUCAUCUUGAAUUAGUAGCUCUAUAUAUUUGAAUUUAAAUGUUAUAAUAUUAGUAUCUUUUCAAAGUUAAAAUAUAGUUUUUUAAAUUAAUUUUUGGUCAGGAAGCUAUGGGCUGCACAUUCAAGGGUCCCAUACCAUAUUGUGAACCCUUACUUAAAAGCAAUUAAACCAAAAGUUUAUUGAGUGUAUUUUGAGUUUUCAUAUUCUAUAAGUUAGUGAAUUCUUUCUAUUUAUUUGAUAAAGGUUUAACUUAUAAUGUCUUAGAAAAAAAAUUUUCUUUGACCCAUAUUAUAUGUUUUAUCCCAUUUUUUUCCCAUUGUAUUUUUUAGACCUUUCUAUAUCAUUUUCUACUGCCAAUUAUGAUUGAUUGAAUGUAAACAAUAACAAGCUUCCUUACACCUGAAAAAAUUCAUAAAACUUCCGGUGUAUCCUUCCAUUUACUGUUAUGCUUACAAGGUGGUAUGUGAACAGGCAGAAUAUCCAAAGAAGUUUUAUUAUUGUGAUUUUUGUUAAAAUGUAUGCAAAAUUUUACCGUUCAUAAGAGUUUUCUGUAAUUUAUAAGUUUGAACAGUUUGUGAGCCUAAAACAAAUUUAAAAAGCUAAUAUCACAACAAAUAAAGUUAGGUUUCCAUUGUUUUCAGUGUUAUGCCUUAUUUGGCUAUAUUUGUGUAAAAUAUUGCAAUUUGUUGUGUUUUAGGUACCAUUAUUGCAGAGUCUUUCAAAUUCAUUUGUGGUUUCUGUAAAAGCUGAAUUGUAAGAACACGUUAUAUUGUAAGCAUAAGUCUAAUAAUAUUUGAUGAUGUGAUUUUUCAAGCUUAGGCAUAAAAAUCAAUUAGAAGUUGUAACUUGGAAAACUUACGACAAAUUUCAAUUCUUAGAGCCAUCUGCUCUUAGCUUUACAUGGUUAAUGCUCCAUAUUAGUAGCUCUAUUUCCAUUUUCCGAUUUCAUUGACUAAACAUUUUUGAUUAGUUCUAUUUUUUGCUUUUAUGUGCAUAUGUUGGUUUUAUUAUUAUUUAUUUGUGUUAUGGUAUGAUAUUUGUAAAUUUUUGGUAUUAAAGUGAAAUCUGUUUUGUUAAAAGCUUGGUUUAUAAGUUUGAAAUGUGUUAGAAAGUUUAAGUUAUUGACUAAAACAUAAUACUAUUUUAAUUUAUUUACUUAUUUUAUAAUUUAUGUUUUCUUAAUUUUUUUUCAUUAUUUGCAUAUAUAAAAUACUUUCAGUUGUUAUAUAAAUUCCAAUCCUAUUAUAUAGGUCAAUCAAGGUAUAUUUUGAAUAAAAAACUAUUUUCUGAUACAA